CUCGUCUACUCGUGCAUCUCGUGGCGCAUCCCUUGCUGAAACCAUGAGCUCAUCCUUCGGUUCAUCCCGUGGCGCGUCAAUUGACUCUUCUAUGGUCUCCUCACUUCCUGCCUUGGCUUCCUCCUUGGACCGUCUUGCCUCCUCCUUAGCGGCCUCCUUGGCGAGUCGGGCCUCCUCUUUGGCAAGUCUGGCUUCCUCUUUGGCGAGUCGGGCCUCCUCUUUGGCGGCUUCCUUGAGCAGCUUCUUGAGCU
Messenger RNA from Gregarina niphandrodes, 251 nucleotides. RefSeq lists its product as hypothetical. Lineage: Eukaryota; Apicomplexa; Conoidasida; Eugregarinorida; Gregarinidae. The record is from RefSeq and is a predicted model, not a curated record. The transcript has 2 exons. The annotation marks the transcript as partial.